Messenger RNA from Clarias gariepinus (North African catfish), 2874 nucleotides. RefSeq names its product transmembrane channel-like protein 7. Gene Ontology annotation, cellular component: plasma membrane. Lineage: Eukaryota; Metazoa; Chordata; Actinopteri; Siluriformes; Clariidae. Gene Ontology annotation, molecular function: mechanosensitive monoatomic ion channel activity. The coding region runs from base 186 to 2450 and encodes 754 amino acids. The transcript has 15 exons. The record is from RefSeq and is a predicted model, not a curated record.
GAGCGCGGAUUUACCUCAGGAAUGAUAGCGGGAAUGUGAAGUUACUGCUCGCGCGCUCCGUCAUGAAAUAAACCCAAGUUUGUGUGUGUGUGUGUGUGUGUGUGUGUGUGUGAGGGUGGGUGUAUGUGUGUUUAAGAAAAGUGUGUGUGUGUGUGUGUGGUCACUCAGUAGAGCGGAAUUACAGAAUGGACACCGUGGAUCCGGGUUCCUACUCCAAGAGACAUGCAGCGGUCAGUAACCCCCUUUUGGACGAGCUGCCCAGUUACCAGUCCCUGCUGUACAGGCGGAAGUCCUCAGGAAACAGUAAAAGGCGCAGUUCCACGCGGGGGCGCUACAGCUCCGUCGGCAGCUCCUCAGAGACUGGGGCGAGCAAAGAGCGAGGGACGAGCAGAGGGGGUGAGAAUCAGGACAGGAAAUGGGCGUACGGGAGGGGGGACAGAACACUUCGCAGAGCCACCGAGGACAGACCUGCACGAGAACUUCCAUGGAGCAUGGAGGACAAACGCAAACACUGGGAGCAGCAGAAGGACAGACAGCUGGCUGUAUCUUCUCAGUGGAGAAUCAGCGCUCAUCACUAUCUGAAGAGGAUGAAGGAGGACAGCAUGGUCCUAAUGAACACACUGCAGCUGUGGAGAAGUGAUAUACACCUUAUAGAGGGCAUGUUCGGUACAGGGAUCCUGUCCUACUUCUCAUUUCUACGGUUCCUGGUCCUACUGAACUUCGUGAUGUUCCUGAUGAUGUUCAGUUUCGUCAUGCUGCCCAUCAUUGUGUCCACACACACCUCGUUCCUCAACUCCACUUCCACCACAGGGAGCGCUGCAGACACUAAUUGCAGUGUUUACUCUCGCUCCUCUGAGAAGGGCCUGGUCAUGUUCCACCAGCACAUCAUCGACCUGCUGUCCGGCACCGGCUUCCUGGAACACACCUACCUGUUCUAUGGUUACUACACUGUGGAGACGGUGACGUACUCAGGGUUCAGUUAUAACCUCCCGCUCGCCUACCUGCUCUGUACCGUCACAUACCUGCUGCUCAGUCUCGUCUGGAUCGUCAAGAGGUCAGCUGCAGGCUUUAAGAGGAAGCUGAUUCAGGAUGAAGAUCGUUUCCAGAGUUUCUGUAAUAAAAUCUUUGCUGGAUGGGAUUUCUGUAUCACUAAUGAGAACGCAGCGCGAAUCAAACACAGCAGCCUGCUCUAUGAGCUGAAGACGGAUCUGGAAGAGGAGCGGAUCAGGCAGAAGAUGGCGGAUCGUUCCCAGAAGGAGAAAUGUCGUAUCUACACCCUGCGCAUCGCCCUCAACCUGUUCGUGAUCUCUGUGCUCGCCUGCUGCUUCUACUGUAUCUACAGAGCCACCAUCUUCUCCCAGAAUGCCCAGACCCAGUCUAAGGGUCAGGAACAGAAAAUCUUCAUAUUGGAACUGAUAUUUGAGUACCUGCCCUCCAUCGUCAUCACACUGGCCAACUUCAUCACUCCCACCAUCUUCAGCAUCAUCAUCAGCUUCGAGGACUACUCUCCCGCCUUCGAGAUCCGCUUCACACUCCUCAGGUGUGUGUUCAUGCGCUUGGCCAGUAUUGGAGUCCUGCUGUUCUCUCUGUGGUCUCAGAUCACCUCCUGUCCCGGGACACACGACAACAACAACGAGUGUCCCUGUGGAUACAACCACCAGAUAUACCCUUGCUGGGAGACCCAUGUAGGACAGGAGAUGUACAAGCUGAUGAUCUUUGAUCUCCUCAUCAUCGGGGCGGUCACUGUCCUCAUCGAGUUUCCCAGGAAGAUCCUGGUUAAUCACUGUGACUGGGCCUUGGUGAAGUGGUGGGGUCAGCAGGAGUUCUCCAUCCCUCAGAACGUCCUGGAGAUCGUCUACGGCCAGACCAUCUGCUGGAUCGGGACCUUCUACUGUCCCCUGAUGCCCGCCAUCAACACCAUCAAAUACUUUCUCAUCUUCUACAUCAAGAAGGUGACCCUGGUGAAUAACUGUCGUCCUGCGUCUCGACCGUUCCGUGCCAGCAGCUCUCACUUCUUCUUCCUGGCCGUCCUUCUCAUUGGUUUAGCUCUCGCUACACUUCCUGUUACAGUCAGCAUUGCACAGAUCCGUAGCUCGAGGGUGUGUGGGGCGUUUCUGAACUACAACACGUCAUGGGAGGCGGUGCCGCGCGCGGUGUCUCACCUCCCCUCAGCCGUGCAGUCCGUCCUCACCGCGCUCGGGUCAGAGGCCUGCGCCGUGUCCUGCUUCGUCAUCACCUGUUUGGCGAUGUUCUAUGUAAUUGCAUUAGCCGGAGCUCAUAAACGUGUCAUCAACCAACUGAGAGAACAACUGGCUAUGGAGGGCAGAGAUAAGCGCUUUCUGAUCCAGAAGUUGUGUCAGGCCCAGUCUUAUCCCCGUUGCCAUGGGAAACAGCAAGCCAGCAGCUCCAGUGUGUUCAUGAUUGCCCCGCCCACCGAGACGCCCGCGUAACAUCCCCUCUUCUCAUUGGCGAAGCACAUAACGAGCUGUCCUCUGAUUGGUCCUGUGUGUAAGACGUCUUCUACAGGGACCAGCCGGUCCAGAACGAGCUCUCUGAUUGGUUCACUGUUACACGCUGUGUGUUCAUUGGUUGCUCUCUAUGUUUAACAGGCAAAUUAUCUGACAUUACUCUAAGAAGAUAUUUUUCUCUCUUUACGUGUGUGUGUGUGUUUACACUUUUAUAUCCUGUUUGUCUCUUUCUGUUUUUUGAGAUUUUAUAAGUAUUUAACUCAUGUUCAGACAGUGUUGAGUUAAACAAAUACACUAAACAGGUAUCUCUGUACAGUUUACACAAACAUGUUAUUGAUGUUGUUUAUUCAGUCACUGGAUAAACAGUGAAUAAUAAAAUAAAACACUAAUUGUGUGUCUUAAAGCU